UCUUCUUGUCUUUCUUCUUCGUCUCUCUUUCUGUUGUCUGUGUGUGCUGCCCCCACUGGCUCGGAGGGUAAACGUGAAUGUGUUAUUUAAUUAUAGGACCACUUCUUAGAAAUCUACAAAAUCUAAAUGAGGUUUGGCUUCCAGGUCUCAGUGUCACAUUUUAAAACAUUGAUGUCUUUCUCUGGGAAGAAUUAGCAGAAACUUUCUUAUUUCUUGGCUAAAUUAAAAUAUCCUCCAACUUCUCCUAAUAUAAUAGGCCCUUUGUACAGCGGACAUUUUAACCCGUCGGAGCAGAAAAAGCACAGGUGUUGCUAAUAACAUUAAAGACUGAAGCAGCUAAAUGGAGCUUAGCCAUAAUUAAUGUUAUUAGCUGCACCUGUGUUCACUCUCAAGAGAAAUUAUUCAGCCCAUCAUGAGCUAAUUCUUGAGUAUUGGCAUGGAAUUCUCCAUCAAUACAUGACUACCUUAAAAGUUAAAUCUUAGCACUUGCUAAAGUUUAGACUAUCAGAAAUAAUCAAUAUUUAUAUUAAAUUAAAUAUAUAUAUUAGUUGCAUCUAGUGGUGAUGUUGUAGAUUGCAACCAUUUGAAUACAGCUCAGCCUUCCAGGCAUGUAGUAGAAACUACAUUGGUCACGAAAGCCACGAAAAAUGGGAAAAAUGCAAAAGCCCCUAUCUAGAGUCAGUGUUUGGUUUGUCCGUUCUGGGCUACUGUAGAAACAUGGCGGUUCAACAUGGUGACCUUCGUGGAGGAGGACCCGCUCCCUCUGUGGAUAAAAACAGCUCAUUCUCAGGUAACAAAAACACACUUUUUCUUAUUUUCAGGUGAUUAUACACUAAUGAAAACAUACUAAUGAAUAUUAUAUUCCAUUACUAACAAUAGAUCCUCAUAAAUGUUACACACUGGACCUUCAAAGUUAUGUGGUCUUUCUAUUAAAGGGAUGUGUCUGUUAAGAGGAGGGGGUUAAUAGAUAAACACACCUUCAUCCUGUGUGCUAGAGACAGAAAUGGACCUUUAAUGUGCAUUUUGUCUUAUUUUGAUCAAUUAAGACCAAUUUUCUGAUUUGACCUGUACAUACUUUACCUUUUUAAUCAUUCAUUAUCUACAUCUGUGUCCUUGAUGGAAGCCAGAUAUCAUAGGAAAUGGGCCCUUAUGAGGGUCCUUGUUAGGGCGAUGCCAUGCAUAAUCUGUGAAGGCAGGUCAUAAAUUGAUAAACUGGCCUAGGUUCAUCACCAAUUGACCCAUCCUAUUCCCCACACCCCUUUUUGCUCUGUACUUUAAUAACAGUUAAGCAAGCCAGGUCAGAACCUCUGUCAACUUUCUUUCCUGUACCUAGAUAUGCUUUUUGCUAGGCUUGUGUAUGUUGAAAAGACAUUUUGAACAUAGGAGAAAGGACAAAGUUGACCAAGGUUCCAAAAGGGGAUGAACUUCAGAAAGGUCCACUGGCACUCAACACUCAUCUCACUCUCUGGAGGUCCUGUCGGCCUGUUCCUGGACUUAGAGGUCUUAUGAUCAAAAGAAGGUUAAGCAAAGAUCAGUUUUGUCUGUAAAAUAUGUGAAGUUAAAGUCACUGUAUUUACUACAGAGUGCAAUGUUUCCGUCAUCUGCCCUUUGUCAGUAAAAAAAUGAGAAAUAAGAACAUUUACAAACCGUAAUAUCAACAAAUAAGAAUUUGUUGUUUGCUAGUUUUCAUUUUAGAUACAUUUUAUGUAACCCCAAAGCAACAGUAGUGACUAUCAUGGUGUAUUAUUAUAGUUUGAGCAAUACAACACACAGUUUUCAUAGGGAUUGCAAAUUAAAUUAAACUUUUUAAACUCAAAAUAAAUGUAAAUAAAACUGAAAUUCAAUCAAUGUAGACUGGCACAGCCUUUACUGUUAGUAUGCACCCUUCAUUUUGCUCCUUUUGUGUCACAGACAAGCCUUUAUUGUACAGUAUUUUUUAUCAAUCCUUUAUUUACCCUAAAUCAUGCUCUUGAAAUCCACCUUUAGACAGGACUGUGAUGAAAAAUAAGAGGGGAGGAGAGAUGGUAAUUUUGAGGAAUCUGAAAGAUUAAAGUACAGUCUCCACUCAAAGUAGAGCAGCGGUGAAUAACCGUGUCCUGUGCGGGGUUAUGCUCCUUACCCAAUGGCAUUAGCUGCUCUUAUCUGAUAAAAUAGAAGUAUAAAGGGGAUGUUUCUGCAGCUGGGGGAGCAACACUGAGUUGUACAUCAUCAUGAAUGUGUCUACAAGUUUGAAGGUGCGGCUGCCGGCGUUCGUGCUAGUGUUGGAGGUUGUCAUUAUAACUCUUUAUGCUGUCUUUGUCACUUAUGACGACAAUGCCAACGCUAAGCUGCAGAACAAUGAGACUAACCCAAUGGAGAACUCCAUGUAUCGCGACUAUCCAUACUUUGCCGACGUGCAGGUGAUGAUCUUCAUAGGCUUCGGCUGCCUGCUGGCCUUCUUCCGAUUCUACGGGUUCAGUGGAAUGGUCUUCAACUUCCUUACAGCUACAUUCGCCAUCCAGUGGGCCAUCCUGAUCCAAGGUUUCUUCCAGUUUUACUAUGAUGGUAAAAUUCACCUGGGGGUGAUCAACCUGCUGAAUGCAGAGUUUGCCUGCGCUGUGGUGCUCAUCUCUUUCGGAGCCGUGCUUGGGAAGACCAGUCCUGUUCAGCUCCUGGUCAUGGCUUUGCUGGAGAUCCCUGUCUUUUCUGUGACAGAGUGGGCUGUAUUGAAAUACAUCAGGAUCAAUGAUGCAGGUGGCACUAUUCUUAUUCACCUGUUUGCCUGCUACUUUGGUCUAGGGGUGACAUUUAUGCUGUACCGCCCAAGCCUGAAUAAUGGACAUGCCAAAGAGAUCACUAGUUAUCCUUCCGACAUCCUCUCUGUAAUGGGAACCCUGUUCCUCUGGGUGUUCUGGCCUUCAUUUAACUCUGCUCUGACCUUUAAGGGUGACGAUCAACACAGAGCAAUACUCCACACAUUUAUUGGUCUAAGUUCGUCCACUAUCACCGCCUUCGCACUCUCAGCACUGUUCAAUAAGAGAGGUAAGCUCACAAUGGCUGACAUUCAGAAUGUGACCCUGGCAGGUGGUGUGACUGUUGGGGCUUCUGUGGACAUGAUGAUUUCCCCUGUAGCUGCGUAUGCCCUGGGCGUCAUGGGCUGCACAGCAUGUUUCUUUGGCUACAGGUACUUGACCCCCUUUAUGGCCCAACACAUGAGGAUCCAAGACCAGUGUGGUAUUCACAACCUCCACGGGCUCACUGGCCUCAUAUCAUCCACAGCAGGGAUCUGUGCCAUCCUCCUAGCCACGGAGGAAACCUACGGGCCCAGCAUGUACCAGAUCUUUUCCCAUCGUGCUCCACCUGUAGGAGAUCCAAAGCUCCUGGAACUGCAGAAGCUGAUUCCUGGGCUGAAACCAGGCUUGGGUCGCACUGCGCAGGAACAAGCUCUCUACCAGGUGGCAGCUGUCUUCACCACCAUAGCAGCAUCUGCAGUUGGUGGGCUGCUCACUGGUAUGGUCAUGAAGCUGUCCUUCAUGGCAUCCCCAUCUGACAAGGACUGCUUUGAUGAUGAACUUUUCUUUGACAUGCCCUCUGACUUUAACAGCAUAGAGGAGCUCAAGACCCCCAUGAGCAAUGAUGAAAAAGGACAGCUGAGCUCUGCAGACACCAAAGUCUGAGCUGUCACAUUAUGAGUCUUUCCAUUUUUAAAUUAUUGUCAUGACAACUAUUUCAAAAUGUAGAUUUUUCACACUUGUUUGCAAGUGUGACAGAUGUGUGAUUGAUUAUGUUGGAGAGAUAAAAUACAUUUUUUAAUUAAGCCAUCACCAAAAUUUCCUGUUGAAAGUGGAGUGUAUGUAUGUAAAGUGGUGAUGGACAUGUAAAAGUGUAAAAUAUGACACUUAUUAAUAGGGGAAAUGGGUAAUGUAAAGUAUUAUAUUUAAGAAAUUCCAUUUGAAAUAAAUUAUUUUAAAAAUA
Dicentrarchus labrax (European seabass) is the source of this 3954-nucleotide messenger RNA. It is a transcript of the gene rh50, whose product is annotated as Rh50-like protein. The transcript has a single exon. Gene Ontology annotation, biological process: ammonium homeostasis; ammonium transmembrane transport. Lineage: Eukaryota; Metazoa; Chordata; Actinopteri; Moronidae. Gene Ontology annotation, cellular component: plasma membrane. The record is from RefSeq and is a predicted model, not a curated record. The coding region runs from base 2211 to 3656 and encodes 481 amino acids. Gene Ontology annotation, molecular function: ammonium channel activity.